Molecule: messenger RNA, 701 nt
Organism: Panicum hallii
Lineage: Eukaryota; Viridiplantae; Streptophyta; Magnoliopsida; Poales; Poaceae
Product: transmembrane protein 230-like
Exons: 3
Coding region: 82-435 (117 amino acids)
Cellular component (GO): endomembrane system
Source: RefSeq, a predicted model, not a curated record
CAGAAAUAGAGGUGUGACCAACACAAGUAUACCAGCUGACUAGGCAACACAGGAAAACAUUCUCAGUGCAGAUACUGACAUAUGGCAUCAAGACGUAACGUUCGUUACACACCUCUUCCUGUAGAGGGUGGGGAGUACAACAAUCUUACUAAAGAAGAUGUUGAUCUUCGGUUCGCUUACACUCCAAAAUCCUACAGGAGGAUCCCCUGGAAGUCAAUUGCACUGGCAUUGUUCCUCCUCCUCCUAGGAACUUCACUUCUCUUCCUUUCAUACUUCAUAUUCACAGGUCACAUGGAGGGUGAUAGUUCUCUGGCAUAUGGUCUCUUGUUCCUGGGCUUCCUUGCCUUCCUUCCUGGCUUUUACGAAACUCGAGUUGCUUACUAUUCGUGGCGAGGAGCACCAGGGUACACCUUUGCAUCCAUACCGGAUUAUUAGCGCCUCAGUUCCUGCCGCCGUCGGUGCAGUAAAGUGGCAAGCGAGCAGCCUGGAACUUCAACUGGGAACCAAUUUUAGCGAUAAACAUCUAGCAUGUAGAUGUAGUGACUCUGCUCAUUGUUGUGUUCUAAAAUAGGAUUGUAUUACUGCAUCGGCCAGUGAAAGAAUAAUCCUUAUUCUAUUGUAAAGGACGAAAGCUGAUUUCGCACUUGAUAUUUUCUAUGUCCAUUGCUGCUGCACAGCUACCUCAGGAAUAUGUUCUACAA